This is a messenger RNA of Oryza brachyantha (malo sina), 1861 nucleotides long. Its product is annotated as leucine-rich repeat receptor-like serine/threonine-protein kinase At2g14510. The transcript has 8 exons. The record is from RefSeq and is a predicted model, not a curated record. The coding region runs from base 104 to 1657 and encodes 517 amino acids. Gene Ontology annotation, molecular function: protein binding. Lineage: Eukaryota; Viridiplantae; Streptophyta; Magnoliopsida; Poales; Poaceae.
CGCGAGAACACCGCGAAUUCCACACCAUUUCCACCCGAAAUCCACCGGGGGAAGGGACCCCAAAAAGGAAAAAAAAAAAAUCACGCCGCCGAGAGAGCCCAAGAUGCACGGUGGCCUCCUCCGCCGCCUCGCCCUCCUCGCCGCGCUCCUCGGCCUCGCCGCCGCCCAGCCGCCGUUCCGCGGGUACUACUACCUGCUCGACUGCGGCGCCGCGGGGCCCACCACCGACGGGCGCGGACUCGACUGGCUCCCCGAUGGCGGCUACGUCUCCGGCGGCGUGCCCCGCCAGCUCCCCGACCAGGGCCGGGGCCUCCUCGACCCGGCGCUCGCCACCCUCCGCGUGUUCCCGCGCAAGCCGGGCGCCAAGUUCUGCUACGAGCUCCCCGUCGACCGCAACCGCCGCUACCUGCUCCGCCCCACCUUCUUCUACGGGGCCCGCCCCGGUUCCCUGCCGCCUCCCGUCUUCGACCUGAUCGUGGACGGCACCUUCUGGACCGCCGUCAACACCACCGACGACGUCCUGGCCGGCAGCGCGUCGUACUACGAGGCCGUGUUCGGCGCGAGCGGCAGGAACAUGAGCUUCUGCCUCGGCGUGAACCCGGACUACACCGACGGCGGCCCUUUCAUCAACGCGCUGCAGGUGAUCCAGCUUCAUGAUUCGGUGUACAACGCCACGAAUUUCAAUAGCAGCGCCAUGGGACUCAUUGCGCGUACCAAGUUUGGCUCCGCUGGUGAUGUUGAGAGGUACCCUAAUGACACCUUCAAUCGCUAUUGGCAGCCAUUUCCAGACAGUAAACAUGCAGUCAGUAGUACCCACAAUGUCACCUCAGCUGAUUUUUGGAAUCUUCCACCUCCUGGGGUGUUUAAUACAGCUUUGGUGGCAGAACAAGAUGCACCAUUGGUGUUGGAAUGGCCUCAGAUACCUCUCCAGAAUGAUAGCUAUUAUGUUGCUCUUUAUUUUGCUGAUACAGUAUCUAACAGUUCGAGGACCUUUAAUGUAUAUAUAAAUGAUUACAGCUUCUACGAAGGUCUAACAGUAACAUCAGCUGGCCUUUCUGUCUUUGCAACACAAUGGAUUCUCUCAGGCUUGACCAGAGUUAUUUUGACUCCUGUUUCUGGUCUGCCUCCACUUAUCAAUGCUGGUGAGGUCUUUGGACUUUUCCCUCUAGGAGGAUACACAUUUGCUCGGGAUGCACGUGCCCUGGAGAGUAUUAAGAGAAGUCUUCAAAAUAUACCUGAUGAUUGGAAUGGAGAUCCAUGUAUGCCUAAUGGAUAUGCUUGGAGUGGAGUUACAUGUGAUAAAGGCUUAAAACCACGUGUCAUUUCAUUGAACUUUUCAAGUAUGGGUCUCUCUGGAUAUCUUUCAUCUGACAUAGCAAGUCUCACUGCUCUGACUGAUAUAUCUUUUGCAAACAAUAGCUUAUCUGGACCUAUUCCAAAUCUCAGCAACCUGAGGAAUCUCACACGACUGCACCUGCAGGACAACAAAUUAAAUGGAACAGUACCGCAGACACUGGGGACACUUGCAUCUUUGCGUGAACUAUUCUUGCAGAACAAUGAACUGGUUGGAGCAGUUCCACUGAACUUGCUGUUCAAGCAAGGAUUGAAUUACCAGUUUCUUCCUGGGAACAACUUCUCUCCAAGACCACCCCGCUGAAAUCAGGCAUCUUUUGCAAUCAAUUACUCUGAAGUGUACUCAACAGAAUUCAGAACUAGGAGGACAGUUAAUCGAUUCUUUGGUUGGCUACACCAAGAUUUUGUUGCCAUUCUGUACAUGAAAGCAAGUCACAGUGUCAGAUGAUUUGUACCGGACCCUGUCAGCCGCUAGCAACGGCAGUGAAUAUAUGUAGUAUUGAUUGUA